CCUCAACAAGGUUUAAGGUUACAUAUACGAAACUACAUGGUACAAAGUACAGAAGCUUGUCUUGUUGUCGUGGCCAAACUGAUUCAUUUGUGACGUAUCCUCUCAAAUCACGAAAAAGCAGUACGGGAUAUACAAAAUGUUAUCGCUGCUGCUUCUAGUUUUCCUGGUCGAGCUCGGCGCUCAUCUAGUCAAUACCAUCGGUGCCGCGACCAUAAAUAAUCUACUAUGGAAUCUAUACCUAGCCCUACCGACCCAGACUUCGAAACAGGCGGCAGAGAACAAAAAACUACAGAAAGACUACCUCACGAUCCGUCGUGACUUGAAUGCUACGAGCAGCCAGGAUCAAUUUGCGAAGUGGGCGAAGCUCCGACGACAACAUGACAAGAUGCUAGAGCAGCUCGAGAAGAUGAAAUCAUCCUACGAAGCCUCAAAAUCGAAGUUCGAGAGCUCCAUCGGUAUCGUACGGUGGACAGCUACGACAGGAUUGAAAUUUAUCCUCCCUUUCUGGUACGCUAAGCAACCGAUGUUCUGGCUUCCGCAGGGCUGGUUUCCCUACUACGUCGAGUGGGUUUUGUCCUUCCCACGAGCUCCCGUUGGUAGUGUGAGCAUCGCAUCAUGGCAGGCCGCCUGCACUGGAAUGGUUCUAUUGGCAAGUGACACGGUUGCAGCAAUUUUAGGGUUACUAUUUGGGGCCAAGGUUACCCCGGAACAACCGUUCGAAGGUGGCACGGAGAAGGAAACAAUACCCAAGUCACAGGAGGCGAAGAGCAAAAAAGAAUCAUGAACACCUAUGGAUUAGGCAGGCUGUAAUAGAGGGUAUAGAGGGUACAGAUACACGUAUUAUUCGGGCUACCCUGUGGUAAUAACUAUCUACUUAAGUAACAUAGGUAAUGUCUCUCAUCUUAAUUUGACGCAGAGUUUUUCAUAGCAUAGAAGCUCGUACUCUGUAACACGAUUGAGAUGACUCUUGGCAGAGUAACUUGGGGUCUUUCUAGGCAAGCAAUUUGACUCUAGCGACCAUCGAGAAAAGGGAUCGCCAAAGCUUCGAAAGUGCCAACAAUAAAGAUAAAUCAUUGUCUUUAAGAGGUUUGUUACCUUGUAUUUUUACCUGAUGUUCUUCUUCAUGUUCAUGUUCUUGUUCUUGUUCUUGUUCU
Molecule: messenger RNA, 1154 nt
Organism: Hypoxylon fragiforme
Lineage: Eukaryota; Fungi; Ascomycota; Sordariomycetes; Xylariales; Hypoxylaceae
Product: CHD5-like protein-domain-containing protein
Exons: 3
Coding region: 137-784 (215 amino acids)
Biological process (GO): tail-anchored membrane protein insertion into ER membrane
Cellular component (GO): GET complex
Source: RefSeq, a predicted model, not a curated record